UUGAGCUGUCCAGCACAGCUGGGAUUUCAACAAGGACAGAUAGCGCAAUGAAGAGCAGCGUCGACCCGUCAUCAUGUGCACCGGGCUUCCGAGGACUGCCUGUCCGCUGCGACUUUUUGCCCUCUGCAUCCUUCUCUCCCACGCAGCAGCCUAUUUCGGCCUUACAGGUCGCGAGCCUCUGGUUUUUCUGCCCGGUCCAUUUGCCAACGAGCCUCCGAACGGUAAAGCGCACCUGAAGCAAUGCGAGCAGAUGACUUUGACGCGCCGGCAAAAGCGCUUGUGCCGGCGAGAACCGGGGCUGGCGGAGACUCUGAGGGAAUCUGUCCGCCUCAGCCUCCUGGAGUGCCGCUAUCAGUUCCGCAACGAGCGCUGGAACUGUAGUAUGGAUGGCCGUGGAAGCCUUUUAAAACGAGGCUUUAAAGAGACCGCCUUCCUGCUCGCGGUGUCAUCAGCAGCGUUGUCGCACGCACUGGCCAAAGCGUGCAGCUCGGGGCGCAUGGAGCGCUGCACCUGCGACGAUUCUCCUGGUCUGCAGCACCGCGAGGCCUGGCAGUGGGGCGUAUGCGGUGACAACCUCAAAUACAGCACUAAGUUUCUCAAGAAAUUCUUGGGGCAAAGACGUGUCAGCAAGGACCUGCGUGCCCAGAUCGACGCUCACAACAUUAACGUUGGCAUCCGGGCGGUGAAGAGUGGUCUUAAGACUACUUGUAAGUGUCACGGUGUCUCUGGUUCUUGUGCCGUGAGAACAUGCUGGAAGCAGCUCUCCCCGUUUCAAGACACAGGCCAUCUGCUGAAGUACCGCUAUGACACAGCCAUUCGAGUGCAUAGUGUUACCAACUCCGCCACUGGAGAGACCGAGCUGGCAAGCCCACGACGCCACAGCAACACAGGUCCCCGUCUGCGGCCCACCGAGCUGGUAUUUCUGGAGGAGUCACCCAGCUUUUGCAGGCCAUCUCGCUACUCCCCCGGGACGGCCGGCAGACCGUGUUCAAAGGACACCAGCUGCAGCAGCCUGUGCUGCGGAAGGGGCUACAACACGGCCCUCCGCCUCACCACCCUCUCCUGCCACUGCCAGGUCCGCUGGUGCUGUCACGUCGAGUGUCAAACCUGCCUCCGAGAGGAAGAGGUCUAUACCUGCAAGAAACAUUGAUAGCAAGAAGGAAAUUGAGAAGAUGAGACGGAAAGUGAGGAAGUUUGAGGAUUGUUAAUGCGUCGGCUAGACGACUAGUAGAAUUGUGAGAAGUUUGGAGGUUGUGAUAAGGAAAAAGAUGUUGAGGGUGAUCUGCCAGUCUUACCUGGCUUAGUUGAGAUGGAUAAAUCACUUUCUUAAUUUCUGAGCUCCCACAUGGAGUUCCGAACAAAAGUUCAGGAGGAACAUGUUCAUUUAAUAUGACCAAUGAGUGCCUGAACAAGCAUAUAUAAGUACCUUUUGACAGUUCUUCCAGCAUUCCUCCACCACCCCAGCUCCACCUUCUUGAUCGGUUACCACAAAAACCAGUCAAGGAAAUCUUACUUUUGUUCUUCAGCUCAAAUCCUUUAUCGUGGACCGCAAGCAAAAUAUGUAUACCUCCUCUUCAUUAAAGAUUACCUGGCCAUGGGUCCCAGAGCAUUUGUGAGAUGCUUGACUAGAUUGAAAUUUGCUUUUCUGCUGUCAAGGAAACUAAAUGGAACAUUACAUAAUGUUUCCUAGUUUAGUGGAGGUUUGAAUUGAACCAGACCACUUUUUUGUUCUGCAGCAAUAAAUCAACCUCACUGGGAUGUUGCCUGUUGAACGGUCUGUGUUGAUUACACACGUAUGGCAAUGGACUAGAAAUCUGCUGUGUGUAGUUAUACUCAAACUGAUAGUUUGGAAGUGAGACGGCAGUCUGCUCACUUAUAUUUCUGACUGCUUGUACUGUAUAUCUCUCUAUUGCUCUGAGAGUCCACAUAUGGCUUCAAAAUAUACUGAGAGUAUGAAGCACUUAUGAACGCAUUUAUUUGUGAAUAUUAUGAUAGUCUUUUAUAUUUAGUGAAGAAAGUACUUGCGUCUGUUACGAUAUUCACAGUUAUAAUGCUUAACAAAGAUAUAUUACAAAUGGGCGGCGGGGGAGUGGUCGUGCUGAUAAACUGGAAAUCUACUGGGACACAGUCUACUUUCAUAGAAUCUAAUGAAUGUUAGAGAAAGUUAUAUAAUCGGAAAUGUUUUGUUUUAUAUAUUGAAUGGCCAUUAAAUGGCUGUAUCUGGUAAUGGAUAGGAAUGUAUUUAUUGCAAUUAGAUAAAACUGAUCGACUGCUGCAUCAACUUUGAGUACACUUACUGGUGUAUUCCAGAGUGCAUUCACAAAUUUACACCUUUUUAUUUACAUUUGCCAUAUUGCUGCAUGAUUUCCCGCUUUUCUGUGUAGAAGUAUGUCAAAAACACAAGCAUUAGGGAUCGAACGGAAUAAAGUGUAUCAUUACAGCAUGACCCAAACAUCACCUCUCCCUACAGCUGCAUAUAGUGUGUGCAAACAUCUGGGCUUCUGAGUAUGUAGUCUUUAUUCUACGGUUUCCCAUCAAGGGCAAGGAGAGUGAGUAUGUCCCAUCCAGAACAAAGGAAAACAUCUCCUUCCCUAGUAAGCAAGGCUCUCUGGCCUAUAAAUUCUGUAAGCCCUUUCAUGUGUAUGAAGCCUUUGAUAAAGUCCAUUCCAGUCCCUUAUUAGCCCAUUACCAAUCAGAGCAAAUAACAGUGCUUUUUCUUCAGAAUGUGCUGAAAGCAGAAAGAGUUGAAAGUAGGUAUGCUGGAUGCCCAAUUGAGGCCUUUGUUACAGGGAUAUUUAAAUAAAUAUAUAUUUUUUGUAAUUUUUUGUUUAUCUUUAGCUUCAUUUUUUUAUGUUGUUUUUGCUGUUUGUUUAUUUUACAGUUCUUAGCUGUUUUGUUUUCUUUAUGAGUGGAAAUGUUGAAAAUCAGUUCUGUAGGUGCACUGCACAUAAAGGCACAUUUUAACUCCGACACAAAGUAUUACUCAUAAAUGUUUUCUGUUAAAAUUAAACAUUACAUGCAUUUAUUCACUAAACAACUGAAACUCAAAUUUAAAGUAUGAGAAUGUGAGCGUGUACGUGCCUACUUCUCUGUGUGUGUGUGUGUGUGUGUGUGUGCGCAUGGUGAUUCUGGGAAGGCAGAAAACUGCAGUAAAAUUGGCCACAUCAAUCAAGUGAAAGAAAGUCCAAGCAUUCGGUGACAUGCCAUUCAGCUGAAGCAUUUGUAAUGUCUAAAACGUUUGCUUCAAGAGGGUUUCACUUUGACUAAGUUCAAGUUCAUAUGCAUGAUAUGAAAGCUUUCUCCUGUAAUUGAUUCAGUUUCUAUGAAAGAGACUUUACUGAAAAAAGAGAGUUCUCACACUGAGUCAGCACAUGCAAAUAUCUGAAACCCCAAACGGUGGCUGUGAAAAUCCAAAUGAGAUUGUUUUAUACUUCUAAGUGUAUGUGUGUGGAUGUGAGCUUGUUUCUCUGCUGCAACUGAUGAAAUGGUAACAUUUAUAGCACAGACAUCCGUAAUGAACCCCCUGUCAACCUGCGGGUUAUCGAGUCUAUGUGUUUGUUUGUGUUGUCAUAGCUUUAACAGUGUAAUGUUUCACUUUGUGAUUUCACGCCGGGGAUUUUUGCUACUACCUCACCCGGUCUAUAGGGGAAAUUAAAUAAGAUGUUUUUUCUUACUAGAUAUUUAAUACAAUGCUUCUUUUAAAAGCUUUAGCCUGAAAUACAGAUGCAUUUACUCCUCUUCUUUUUUACUUUUGUGAGCGAUUUCCUUAUUUAAGAAUCAAUUUAGCAUAUUCAAA
Onychostoma macrolepis is the source of this 3796-nucleotide messenger RNA. RefSeq names its product wingless-type MMTV integration site family, member 9B (gene wnt9b). The record is from RefSeq and is a predicted model, not a curated record. Gene Ontology annotation, biological process: cell fate commitment; canonical Wnt signaling pathway; neuron differentiation. Gene Ontology annotation, cellular component: extracellular region. Bases 74 to 1150 code for a protein of 358 amino acids. The transcript has 4 exons. Gene Ontology annotation, molecular function: cytokine activity; frizzled binding. NCBI's taxonomy places the organism in Eukaryota, Metazoa, Chordata, Actinopteri, Cypriniformes, Cyprinidae.